UAUUCAAUCAUCAUCAUCAUCAUCAUCAUCAUCAUCAUCAUCAUCAACUUUUUAUAUAACAAAAGCGUACAAGUAAGUCACUUACCACUUACCAACUCAACUUUCUACCCAAAACAAAAACACCUCAUCACUGUUACUCAAUUUUUUUAAUUAUAAUUACCGGCCACCGGAGAUGAAUCUCCGGCGAGUCCCUUUCUCCUUUUUCCUCUUCCUCUAUCUCCUCCUCACCACCACCACCGCCACCGACCAAACCCUACACCGCAAAAAACAUAAGAUCUCCGGUCCAAUCAAAACCCUCGUAGUAAUCGUCAUGGAGAAUCGAUCCUUCGACCACGUCCUCGGUUGGCUUAAAUCAACCCGACCCGACAUAGACGGACUUACCGGCACCGAAUCAAAUCCUAUCGAACUCUCAAACCCUUCCUCCCCAAAAAUCCCCGUCUCAAACGACGCCGUUUUCAUCGACUUCGAUCCAGGUCAUUCUUUUCAAGCUAUAAGAGAACAAAUCUUUGGAUCAAACGAAACCUCCAAGAAAAAACCUCCAAUGAACGGUUUCGCUCAACAAGCCGAACAAAUUCAAAAAGGAAUGUCGAAAACCGUCAUGAGCGGGUUCAAACCGGAACUUCUCCCGGUUUACACAAAAUUAGCCAACGAAUUCACGGUUUUCGAUAAAUGGUUCGCUUCCGUUCCCGCUUCGACUCAACCGAACCGAUUUUACGUUCACUCCGCAACUUCUCACGGUGCAAUGAGUAACGUUCGUAAGAAUCUCAUUCACGGUUUCCCUCAAAGAACAAUCUUCGACUCUCUCAACGACAACGACGUAACUUUCGGUAUAUAUUACCAAAAUAUCCCUGCAACGCUGUUUUUCAAGAGUUUGAGAAAGUUGAAGAACACUAUGAAGUUUCAUAGCUAUGGUUUGAAGUUUAAGAGACAUGCUAUGAAGGGGAAAUUGCCGAAUUAUGUGGUGGUUGAGCAGCGUUACUUCGAUGUGAAGGUUUCUCCGGCGAACGAUGAUCAUCCUUCGCAUGAUGUCGCAACGGGGCAGAGGUUUAUUAAGGAGGUUUAUGAGAUUUUGAGGAAGAGUCCUCAGUGGAAGGAAAUGGCGAUUUUGAUUACGUAUGAUGAACAUGGUGGGUUUUAUGAUCAUGUUCCUACACCUGUUGAAGGUGUUCCUAACCCUGAUGGGAUUAUUGGACCUCACCCUUAUUAUUUUAGGUUUGAUAGGUUGGGUGUUCGUGUUCCAACUUUCCUUAUCUCUCCUUGGAUUGAUAAGGGUACCGUGAUUCAUGAACCUGAUGGACCAACACCGCAUUCUCAAUACGAGCACUCAUCUAUUCCCGCCACAGUAAAGAAGCUUUUCAAUUUAAAAUCCAAUUUCUUGACAAAGAGAGAUGCAUGGGCCGGUACCUUUGAGAAAUACUUUUACAUUCGAGAUACUCCUCGUGAUGAUUGUCCAGAAACCCUUCCGGAAGUCAAGACGAAUCUAAGACCAUUUGGACCAAAAGAAGAUUCAAGUCUCUCAGAAUUCCAAAUGGAACUGAUCCAGCUUGCAUCUCAGCUAAAUGGUGAUUAUGUACUCAAUUCAUAUCCAAAUAUUGGGAAAAGUAUGACAGUAGAAGAAGCAAACAGGUAUGCAGAAGAUGCAGUGAAGAGGUUUCUGGAAGCUGGAAAAGCUGCACUUAAAGCUGGUGCUAAUGAUUCUGCCAUUGUCACAAUGAGGCCUUCCCUUACCAGCAGAGUUUAUGUGGAAUCUUAUUAAUUGUUCCACAACUCGAGCUGUAAAUAUUGUAGUAUAGAUAUUUAGUUUGUUCCAUAGUAGUAAACUUAAGAAAAUUACACCAGAUGUCUUAGUAAAAAUAUUAUCAGUGCAAGGAUAAUUAACUAGAUAAUUAAUAGUUUCUAUGCUAAAAAAUGUUUUAAGUUAUUGACUUCAUAAAAUAAUUAAUAAUUAAUCACAAAGUGGUGCUUGAUUGAA
Molecule: messenger RNA, 1972 nt
Organism: Cicer arietinum (chickpea)
Lineage: Eukaryota; Viridiplantae; Streptophyta; Magnoliopsida; Fabales; Fabaceae
Product: non-specific phospholipase C1
Biological process (GO): phospholipid catabolic process
Molecular function (GO): hydrolase activity, acting on ester bonds
Source: RefSeq, a predicted model, not a curated record